CCUGACGACAACAACCACCUUUGACCACGACAAUCCCAGGACCCCGACGACCGAUUCGACCUUGAUUCCGGAUAUUGCUGACUGUCUACUUUCCUAAUCUUUCGCAAAUACUUCACCUGCGACCCGAUGCAGCGAGACUGAACGAAGACGGCCCCUCAUUCACCGCCCCACCAGAACCCUCAAUCAGCAGCUUUACCUGCAUCACUUAGUCUCCCACACUCUUUUGCACCCCGAGAAAAGCAUACUUCAACAUGGAGAACUAUCAGAAGCUGGAGAAAGUUGGAGAAGGAACAUACGGAGUUGUAUACAAGGCCAAGGACCUGGCGCACAAUGGCCGAAUCGUUGCGCUGAAGAAGAUCCGUCUUGAGGCCGAGGAUGAAGGGGUUCCCAGCACGGCCAUCCGUGAGAUUUCCCUCCUCAAGGAGAUGAACGACCCGAAUAUCGUCCGACUCUUCAACAUCGUACACGCCGAUGGCCACAAGCUGUACCUGGUUUUCGAGUUUCUUGACCUGGAUUUGAAGAAAUACAUGGAGUCUCUCCCAGUUAGCGAUGGCGGCAGAGGCAAGACUUUACCAGAAGGCUCUGGACCAGAAUUGGGACGACUUGGCCUGGGUGACGCGAUGGUAAAGAAGUUUAUGAGCCAGUUGUGCGAGGGUGUCAGAUACUGCCACAGCCAUCGAAUUCUCCACCGCGAUCUCAAGCCGCAGAACUUGCUCAUCGAUCGGGACGGAAACCUCAAGUUGGCGGAUUUUGGUUUGGCCCGCGCGUUUGGUGUACCCCUUCGAACAUAUACCCAUGAGGUCGUCACACUGUGGUAUCGAUCGCCCGAGAUUCUUCUAGGUGGUCGUCAAUACUCGACUGGUGUUGAUAUGUGGUCCGUUGGCUGUAUCUUCGCAGAGAUGUGCACGAGAAAACCUCUGUUCCCAGGUGAUUCCGAAAUUGACGAAAUCUUCAAGAUCUUCAAGCUUCUAGGUACUCCCACCGAAGCCGAGUGGCCAGGCGUCUCUGACAGGACCUGCUUCCCCGACUUCAAGCCCUCAUUCCCAAAAUGGAUUCGUGAUGAGAACGUAGCCCUGUGCUCAAACCUUGACGAGAACGGCCUCGACCUCCUCGAGCAAAUGCUCGUCUACGACCCCGCCGGACGAAUCUCAGCCAAGCAAUCUUGCAUGCACCCCUACUUCGAAGACGGAAGCGCUGCAUACUCUGGUCGGGGAUUGGGACCUACAUACAAGGGCCAGAACGGAUUCCACUGAGUUGAGGGGCGGGUUAUGGCUGGAUGAAUUGCAUGAUGGGAAUGAGGGAUGAGCAUAGCUUACUGCAUAUUCAUUGCAUAGGCUUGGAUACGACCGGGGGAAUGGGAAUAGAACACACAGCACAAAAUAAAGGUAAAUAAUGGCAUGCAUGCGUGCCUUCUUGCGCCUUUUCAUAUGUAGGACUUAUGAAGCAGCACAUCAUCGGACCGUCAUUCUUUCCUAUGUCAUGCACGGGAUGGGAUAGGGGGCGUGGUGGGAAUGGCUGGCGUUGAUCUGGGAUUCUGCGAAGAACUGCGAUGCCGGACUUGAUAUCGCGUGCCUUCUUACCUUUGUGUGUACAGAAAGAAUGAAAACAAGAGGCCUCUUUCUUGAGUAAUGGUCCUUGUGCGGAUAGAAUUCGUAAUUGAAAACUUGCCGAAGAUCUUGACAGUGGAAGUUGAAUG
This is a messenger RNA of Hyaloscypha bicolor E, 1696 nucleotides long. RefSeq names its product cell division control protein 2. Gene Ontology annotation, biological process: regulation of G2/M transition of mitotic cell cycle; regulation of gene expression; G1/S transition of mitotic cell cycle. Gene Ontology annotation, molecular function: cyclin-dependent protein serine/threonine kinase activity; cyclin binding; ATP binding. Gene Ontology annotation, cellular component: nucleus; cytoplasm; cyclin-dependent protein kinase holoenzyme complex. The record is from RefSeq and is a predicted model, not a curated record. NCBI's taxonomy places the organism in Eukaryota, Fungi, Ascomycota, Leotiomycetes, Helotiales, Hyaloscyphaceae. The transcript is spliced from 3 exons. Bases 252 to 1253 code for a protein of 333 amino acids.